UUUAUUUCUUUUUCUUUCUGACCCUUAAUGAGCUCUCAGUAUCACCGGGUGGCCUAAAGUUACCACUAAAUUUCGUGCACAGCUCAGAAGCAAACCUCUCAUGGACAGAACAAGUGGAACUACUGGUGGCCGAUCAACAAAAAUUGAACACACCCCACAUCAAGAAUUCCCGUCAGCUCCCACCCAAGAUUUAGCAAUCCCUUCGGCCUCACUGCCAAUCCUUCCGGAUGAAGUCAUAAAUGCAAUCCUAUUAAGACUCCCGGUGAAGUCCCUCGUGAGAUUCAAAUGCGUUUCGAGAUCAUGGCUGUCCUUAAUAUCAAGCCCAGAAUUCAUCAAAGCCCAUCUCAAAUUCCAUACUUCCAGAGACAGCCAAAGGAUUCUCAUCAAGGGGUAUGUUGACGUUGAUGAUUGCGUAAAACAAUGUUCUCUCAACUGCUUAAUGUGUGAUGAAAUAUCUACUGAUGUUGUCAUGUUUGAUAAUCUCAACUGGGAAGUCCCCUCUCGGACCAUCGUAAUAGUUGGUAGUUCUAAUGGAUUAGUUUGCAUUGAUGCCAAUGCAAGUGGUUUAUUUCUGUGGAACCCAUCUACUGGGAAAUCCAAGGAAUUGCCUGAUUUAGACGUUGAAGUACCAGAAUAUUCUGACCAAUACUACAUUAUUUUCGGGUUUGGUUAUGAUGAGGUCAAUGAUGACUAUAAAGUAGUUGAGAUUAUCUGCACUUUUGAUGAUUGUGCUGUGCUAUCUUCUGGGCGGCGAGACGUUAACGUUUACAGCAUGAGAAAUGAAUCUUGGAAGAGGCUUGGGAAUUUUCAGGGCGGUUAUAUUGCUCAAGAGCAGUGUGGUAUAGUUCUGAAUGGGAAUCUCCAUUGGCCCUUAAAAAAAGAAGAUUAUCUGUCCAUUUGUUGUGUUGAUUUACCAUCAGAAACAUAUAGAGAGAUGGGGCUGCCAAAUUUGGACGAGUAUUAUGACUCAGAUAUAGAUAUUUUCCAAGGAAGUCUAUGUAUGCUGUGUAGGCAUAGUAAUGAAUACACUCACACUGACGUGUGGAUUAUGAAGGAAUAUGGGAUUAGAGAAUCUUGGAUGAAAGUGCUUAGCAUCCCUCACCAUGAAUCCUGGGCGUAUCCCAGUUAUAAACUACUGUGGACAUCAGAAGAUGAGAAAAUUUUGCUUAUAAAUGGGCCAGAUUUGGUAUUGUACAAUGCAAAGGAUGGUUCGUUUAAGAGUUACAAGGUUGGAUUUAGUAGUUCAUCUGCGGAUCUCCAGUUCACAUUGUCUGAUGCCUGCGUUUAUGUAGAAAGCCUGGUUUCACUGAAUCAGGAGCAACAAGUACAGCACUAAAGAUAAUAAAUUCUCAUCAUGCUCUCUAAAGUUUAGUAAUAUUCUUUUGUUAUCCUUUCUGCAGUGAAUCAAGGCCCUUUUUUUUUUUUUUUGUCCUAAGACUGCUCAAUUUUCCAUUUUGUGCUUCUAAUUAUGUUGAGUAGUUAGAGAAACUUUGCAUUGAGAUUUUUCCGUUCCAUUCCAAUCCAAUUAUUGAUGAAGUUGGGCUUGUUA
Molecule: messenger RNA, 1549 nt
Organism: Coffea eugenioides
Lineage: Eukaryota; Viridiplantae; Streptophyta; Magnoliopsida; Gentianales; Rubiaceae
Product: F-box/kelch-repeat protein At3g06240-like
Exons: 1
Coding region: 101-1336 (411 amino acids)
Molecular function (GO): protein binding
Source: RefSeq, a predicted model, not a curated record